Messenger RNA from Eimeria acervulina, 2352 nucleotides. RefSeq lists its product as hypothetical. The coding region runs from base 1 to 2352 and encodes 783 amino acids. The transcript has 9 exons. Lineage: Eukaryota; Apicomplexa; Conoidasida; Eucoccidiorida; Eimeriidae. The record is from RefSeq and is a predicted model, not a curated record.
AUGCAGAGAGCCGUAGCUGAAGCGGAGCCCACCCACUUCAAUGCCGAUAGGACACAGCGCGGCAUGCCGUUGCUGCAGCAGCAGCAGCAGCUGGAGGCGAGGCCUUUCUUGGAGGCGAGGACCCCUUUAUGGGGCCCUCACAGGGGCCCGCGACGCACGUUAGUCAUCCCUGCUGCAGCAGCAGCGGGAGCACCAGCGGCUGCUGGAGCACCGGCUUCUCUUCCCACCGCUGCAGCCGAGCUGCCAGCAGCAGAAACUUGGAAGCAAAGCCAGCAGCAGCUACAACAGGAGCAGCGGCAGCGGCAGAAGCAGCGCCAGCACCAGCAGACACAGCAGCAGCAGCAACCGCAACAGGGAUAUCGGAGGGCAAAGGCAACAGCAGAAACUGCCCCCACAGCAGCUGCUGCAGCACUGACAGCAGUGGUACCGGACCAGCGGCGGAAACUGCAGCGGCAAGGGGAGGGGGCCAUGGAUAGCCAUGCGUACGAGAUCGAGUUGGAAUGCCGGGAGGCAUGCAGCCGUUUGAGCCGCUCUCUUGAGGCCGUUAAGCGGCAUACAGGAGAGGAGGCUCCCGUCUUGGAGCGUUUGGUGGCGGACUGUCGGCGCGAAGCGAAUGCCUUUUUGGAGGGGGUUGUGGAACUGCGCCAGCAACUGCGCCUAUUGUACGCUGAAGUUGACGCUGCAGAGAGGCGGCUCCUUCUGGCCAACGUGCUUUGGGGGGCUUGGGGUUCAUCUUCUGCAGGAGGGGCGCAGCGCGAGAGUCUGCUGGGGAAUGAAGGGAAGAUGAGUGAAGGCUGCAAACAGCUGGAGCGGGCCCACAUGCUGGCGCUGGAGACGGAGCAGGUUGGACAUUAUGUCUCUGCUACGUUGGGGGCGCAGCGGCAGACGAUCCUCCGGACAAGGAGUCAGGUUGCUCGCUGGGGGGACACUUUAGCUGAGAGCCGGGCAUCGAUAUCGCGAAUGCUGCGCACAGCGCGUCUCCGCCAGUGGUUUUUGUUGUGUCUGAUUGCCUGCAUUUGCUGCUGCAUGGUGUAUGUGAUGCUCUCACGGGCAUUGUGGCAUUUGGGCUUGGGCAGCAGCAGUAGCAGCAACGGCAACGAUGACGGCAGAAGUAAAGCUGAGGGAGUUCCAACAGCUUCAGCUGUUGCUGCUGCUGCCGCUGCUGGUAUUCAAGGGCCUCCUGGUACACAGCCCGACCCCUCUGUACCUCCUCUUUCUGAUAGUAUAGCAACUCCAGAGCAACACCAGCAGCAGCAACUGCAGCAGCCACUGCAGCAACAAACGCAACAAACGCUGCCUCUUACGGGCAGAGACAAAUUUAAUAACCUGCAGAGGCACGCGCGCGAAAAACGGGAGCAUGAGCAACAGCUUCAGCAACUGCAACAGCAUCAGCAGCCACACCAGCAACAGCACGGACAACAGCAGCCCUCUGUGCUGCAGCCGCACUCGCAAAUGCAGCAGCUGCAGCAACCACCGGAAUCACAGCUGCAGCCGCAAAUGCUGCAACAUGCUUCUGAGCAGCAGCAGAAUCCUCUGCCGCAGCAGCCACCGCUUCUGCUGCAGCAGCCUUCUGUACAACUGGAGCAGCAGUCUCCCUCGCAGCAGCAGCAGAAACCUCAGCUUCCUUUGCAGCAGCAACAACUUCCUAUGCGGCAAGAGCAGUUUGCCUUGCAGCAGCAGCAACCUCUUCUGCAACAGCAGGAUCCCCCUUUGCAGCUGCAGCAGCAGCCUGCCUUGCAGCAAAAGCAACCUCCUCUACAGCAGCAGGGGGAGCCUGGCUUGCAGCAGUACCAAACUUCCGUGCAGCAGCAGGAGCCGCCUUUGCAGCAGCAACAGCAGCCUGCCUUGCACCAGCAGCAGCAGCCUGCCUUGCACCAGCAGGGGCCUGUGUUGCAACAGCCCCAACCUGCGGUGCAGCAGCAAGGGCCGCCUUUGCCGCAGCAGCAGCCUGCCUUGCCGCAGCAGGGGCCUGUAUUGCGGCAGCCCCAACCUGCGGUGCAGCAGCAGGAGCCGCCUUUGCAGCAGCUGGAGCAGCAGCAGCAGCCUGCCGUACAGCAGGAGCCUGCCUUGCAGCAACAGCAGGCUGCCCUGCAGCAGCAGGAACGGCCUUUGCACCAGGAGAAAUCUAUGCAGCAACAACAGUCUACUAAGAAGCAGGAAGCGCCUUCGCAGCAGGAGCACGCUCGAGUUCAGCAGCCGGAGCAGCCUCCUAUGCAGCAGCAAAAGGAUCUGCAGCAGGCGCAACCUGUGCAGCAAUCUCUGCAACCGCAGCACUCCCCGGAAGUAGCAGUAGCAGCAGCAAACUCUCCAUCAUCGGCUCCUGGAUCCAGUGCAGGCAUGACUGGGAAGUGA